CCCACCCUUUUCACUUGAUCAGGAAGAAUAUUACAGCCUAUUUUACAUGUAUUGUCUUUGGUGUAGCGUUGUCUGAGAUUUCCAAAUCCUUCUCCAGUCAAAAUGGUUAUCCGCAUAUUAGAGAUUAUUUAUUUUUUGUAUUUUGCCUCCCACAUCCCAAUAACUUUAUUCAUCGAUUUCCAAGCCUUACUACCGGAGCAUGUGUUCCCUCAAGCGGCUAAACAAUUAAUGCGAUGGUACGCCGCUGAAUACAAAGAUCCAAUGAUGCUGGACCCUCCUGUGUGGUUUAAAUCCUUCAUAUUUUGUGAGGCUCUUGUACAACUUCCCUUCUUCCCUGUUGCUGCAUAUGCAUUUUGGAAAGGAGGCUGCAAGUGGAUCAGGACCCCGGCAAUUGUGUACUCUGCUCAUGUGGCCACAACCCUAGUACCCAUCCUGAGUUACGUGCUCUUCCAUCAGUUCCCUCAGACCCCCCAUCCUGGGCCUCAGACCAUGCGGGAGCGCCUCACUCUGAUGUCCAUUUACGCGCCAUACCUCAUAGUCCCUGUUAUGUUGCUACUAACGAUGCUCUUCAGCUCAACAUAUACAGGCGCCUCUCAGGGAGGAAGGUCCAAAUCAAAGUCGAAGAAAGUGAAGUAGAGGUCAUGUCACAACUCCUUGUGUGUGACACACAUGUGAAUUUGUGAUGUACUCCUUACAGCAAUACAAAAUUGGUUUAGAGCAUAAUCUAUUUAUAAAUGUGGGAUCUAUAACAGCUCAGGUGAAGCUAGUGAGACAUUGUACCG
Sardina pilchardus (European sardine) is the source of this 782-nucleotide messenger RNA. RefSeq names its product transmembrane protein 97 (gene tmem97). The transcript has 3 exons. Gene Ontology annotation, cellular component: endoplasmic reticulum. Lineage: Eukaryota; Metazoa; Chordata; Actinopteri; Clupeiformes; Clupeidae. The record is from RefSeq and is a predicted model, not a curated record. Bases 103 to 636 code for a protein of 177 amino acids.